UGUAAAGAUGACCUGAAAGGUUUGCUUGCCUUGAAGGGAUCUAACUAUGCUGGUCUGCUGGAGCGGCAUCGCAUUCAUACAAAAAACGUGGAGCAUGUUGUAGACAGUUUACGGAAUGAGAAGAUAGAAGUUCGUCUUGUUAAACGUCGAGAAUAUAAUGAAGAGACAGUUCGGUGGGCAGAUGCUGUUAUAUCAGCAGGAGGUGAUGGUACAAUGUUGUUGGCAGCCAGUAAGGUCUUUGAUAAGUUUAAACCAGUUAUUGGAGUGAAUACUGAUCCUGAAAGAUCGGAGGGUCACUUAUGCUUGCCUGUGAGAUAUACACACUCGUUUCCUGAGGCACUACAGAAGCUUUAUCGUGGUGAGUUCAGGUGGCAGUGGCGGCAAAGAAUCCGACUGUAUCUUGAAGGAACCGGUAUUAACCCAACCCCUGUAGAUCUACAUGAACAGCAGCUAAGCCAAGAGCAACACAGCAGGGCUCACAUAAAUGAAAGAUUCCAGGAUCAAAGAUCUGACAUUUCUGGUCCACAUCUUUUACCAGUGAGAGCACUCAAUGAGGUCUUCAUUGGGGAAUCUCUUUCAUCCAGGUAUGCUGUGUGUUCUGUCUUAUUCAGGGAGAACUUUAAGUCCUGCAAACCCAGUUUUAAAUUCUCGCUUCAUAGGGCCUCCUAUUAUGAGAUAUCAGUUGAUGAUGGUCCUUGGGAAAAACAGAAGAGUUCAGGGCUUAAUGUGUGUACUGGAACAGGAUCAAAAGCCUGGUCCUAUAAUAUUAACAAGGUAGCACAUCAAGCUGUUGAAGAGAUCCUUAAGAUUGCUAAAAAGCAUGGAAGUUUGAAUAUGCCUUUGAACACGGAACUAGUACAAAAAGUAACAAAUGAUUACAAUGAGUCCCUGCUCUACAGUCCAGAAGAACCAAAGAUGUUUUUCAGUAUUCGAGAACCUAUUGUAAACAGAGUUUUCUCAAGCAGCCGGCAGCGUGGCUUCUCUUCAAAAGUCUGUGUCCGUUCCCGUUGUUGGGAUGCAUGUAUGGUUGUAGAUGGAGGAACAUCUUUUGAGUUCAAUGAUGGGGCAAUAGCUUCAAUAAUGAUCGAUACAGAGGAUGCACUGUGCACUGUUCUGCUGGAAGAAUGA
Molecule: messenger RNA, 1128 nt
Organism: Charadrius vociferus (killdeer)
Lineage: Eukaryota; Metazoa; Chordata; Aves; Charadriiformes; Charadriidae
Gene: NADK2
Product: NAD kinase 2, mitochondrial
Exons: 12
Coding region: 214-1128 (304 amino acids)
Biological process (GO): NAD+ metabolic process
Cellular component (GO): mitochondrion
Molecular function (GO): NAD+ kinase activity
Source: RefSeq, a predicted model, not a curated record